AUGGAGGACGAUAUCAAAGACACUGCAUAUUUGAAAAUACAACAAAUUGAACGUUUGUACCCAAAUAGUGUGAUUAAAAAAGUCUCCGGGUCAUUUCAACAUACAACGACUUAUGAAGGAAACAAAUCAAAAGCCGUGGACGUUCUCAAAGAUAUUAAAACAAAUAACAGGCAAAAACUCUUUUUUGAUGUGAGAAAUGGAAUUGCGAAAGAAAUAAGACCGGUUGUGUGGUAUUAUUUUGCAACAGAGGGUAUUACUUUCGACGAAGUAAUUACUUUAUGCUCACACCAGUUGUACAACGAUUAUUGGACUGAAGCUGCGGAGUGUGACUCAUUUCAAUUGGACAAGAAGCAAGAGAAGACUAUUGAAGUCGAUGUCGUUCGCAUGUUUCCAGAAGGGUACGUCGACGUAUUUAAAAGGGCAGACGUCCGUGUGCGGAUGAGAAGAAUCAAAAGAAUGUAUGAGCACUACUAUCCCAACCCGGGGUAUUUCCAAGGAUUUGGUGAUAUCGUCACCGUCUUUUUUGUGAUCUUUUGUGAGUAUUAUAUGGGCAAAUUGACUGUUGAAAACCUAGAAAAAACAAGUGAAGAUGUUCUUAAAAUAACGGAAGCUGCUACAUACACGCUAGUUGUGUAUUUAAUGAACAACGUAAUUUCAAAGUGUCCAAUUCAAAAAGAAAAAAUCGAGUUCCACCCCGAGUCCCUAUGGAGAGUCGUUGUGACACGAUUGGGGAAAGAAGACCCGGACUUCGCAUCAAAUUAUGACGACAAUUUAAUUGUGAAACAACAGGUCUAUGGACUGUUAGUCUGUUUCUUUGCACGACAAUUGUCAGUCCACAACACUUGCCCGAUAUAUGAUCAACUCAUAUCAGGGACAAUUUGUAAAGAAGCCAACGUGUUCUCUGGGAUUGUUAGUUUAGUAGUAGGGUUUGUCAAAUUAGUAGUGAGUCGUGGAGGAAAUCUUGACGACUUGAUUUCGUUUGACAAACAGAACAAAGGCUUUUUCAAAAGUGUCACGCCAAGUGACAUCUCCGCUCUCAUCGCAAGUGCUUGGAAUUAUUGA
Molecule: messenger RNA, 1062 nt
Organism: Entamoeba invadens IP1
Lineage: Eukaryota; Evosea; Mastigamoebida; Endamoebidae
Exons: 1
Coding region: 1-1062 (353 amino acids)
Biological process (GO): activation of GTPase activity
Molecular function (GO): GTPase activator activity
Source: RefSeq, a predicted model, not a curated record